Molecule: messenger RNA, 6591 nt
Organism: Homarus americanus (American lobster)
Lineage: Eukaryota; Metazoa; Arthropoda; Malacostraca; Decapoda; Nephropidae
Exons: 31
Coding region: 351-6488 (2045 amino acids)
Cellular component (GO): cell surface
Molecular function (GO): heparin binding
Source: RefSeq, a predicted model, not a curated record
UGGUGUGGGUGGCAGCAGCAGCAGCAACAGCUUUAACUUAUAACGACCUGGACACCUCUCAAAUUCUUAUCGAUAGUCUCGGCACAGAGGAGCUCGACAAAGAAUUUCGGUCACGACUGGAGGCUCUACAGACAUACAUAGACCACAGAUAUGAAAUCCACCUUGGACAACACGAGAAAACCCUCCAAACGCUGAGCAGACAACGACGCAAGAACUUUGUGGAGCCCAGCCACGAGUACUACUACCAACCGACCCUACCUACCCUGGCACCCGAUGACUACCUUGCCAUACCUACCCUGGUACCUGACUACUGGCACUCUUACACUUUCAAUACCAUUAACGAGAGGGAAAUGGUGGAGGUGAAGUCUGUGAACGUGAGGAGCAGCCUGGGGUCUCUCGACAUCACCCACGUCUUUCAUCUCAACCUGCACCAGUUUCCCGCCAUUUGCCGGAGUGACGUAGGCUGGGGAGUGUUACUACAGCGGGGUCAGAUGGAGACGGUGAAGGUACGCAGUCCUUGGACGGCGACGUUGACGGGAUGCCUAUGUGACCUGGACAACUCGAAGAAUUGUGCCUGCUGCGCCCCUGGCGGGUGUCUGUGUAAACAAGCUGACGGUCACUCUGGGGACACGUGUGUUGAGUGUGGCCUGGAGUCCUCGGUUUCCGCUUGCCAAGCUGCCAACUGGCGUCCUCUGGAACUGGAUGCUGCAGUAGGGUUGCAGUACCACUUGGACGACGUGGCAGAGACGGGGGGGCUCCAGCAAGUGCUCGUAUCUGCUAAAGGCAACACCAUAUCAUUCUUUAAAAUCGACGCGGAGGGGUUGCAGCUAAUCAAGACGGUAGGUACCAACAAGAGAGUAACCCACCUGGGGUAUGGAGAGUUGUUCGUCAGUUUCUACGGCAGCUUCAGAAAGCGGCGGUUCCUAGUGAUCUUCUACGCUGGUGAAGAAGUGCACGAGUACCGCGAAGUUACGGUCAACACAAAAGAGAACACUUUAUCUGUCGGCCUGACAAUGCCUUGGGAGAGCUCCGGCAGCGCCAUGAAGACCUGGGAGGUAACCGGACGCCUAAUGGUAGGCGUACUCAAACACGCCAACCUCCUAUUGUAUGAACUGAAGGAGGACGCGUGGCAAGAGUUCCACAUGGGGCUGGUGCAGACGGUGGUGUGUGUUGAGGAGAUAAAGUCGUUUACUACCUUCGUCUGGGGGCUGGAGCACGUCCUGCUGGUGGUGACUCACUCACUCUCCAGAAUCUACGUUCUCUCCGGCGUCCAGUACGAGACCAUCCAGGAGUUUUACCCGUCUCAUGGCCUCCCGUACUUUCAAGCCUUUUUGCCUGUCCGGGUACCGACGUGUAGGAACGAGGUCGUUCUGCUGACUGGCCACGAGAAGAACCUGAUCGUGUUGGCAUGGAAUGGGACGGCUCGGGCGGCGCAGGUGAUCUACACCACCACGCUGGAUAUUAGCGUCGUCAACUGGGAGAUCGGCUACGUCGACCUGGGCACAGGUGACCAAUCAGCACAGGUUGUGGUACAUGGCACUAAUGGAGUAACGACCUUGAGUGUGCAAGCGACUCUCGUGCCUCUCAAAGAUCCCAUCUUGAUGCAGAACCGUCUCCUUCACGACACGAUGACCAGUCUCCAGGAGGAAUAUGCACGGCAGGCGAAGGAGGUGGAGGCAGCGGCAGGGAAACUGGCAGACAGCCUGGACUGUGGCGAGGGUGGCGGCCAGGGCUCUGGACCUGUCAUCAUCACAGGCUCCCUUACUCUCCUACAUGGUGUGGACGUCUCGGGGGCAUUCAAUACGUCAGGUCUGGAAGCAUCAAGUAUGGGUCUGCGUGGCACGGAGCUGGAUGGUGCCAGCUACACCACCUACAGGGAUCAGUUAAGGGCCCUGGCACACUACAGCGACAUGCUGUAUCAGCUACACACGAUGCUUAUCACAAUCGCCUCCACCCUGGAUGACGCUGUGCCGGCCCAGGGAUCGUCGCGUGUGGUCGGUGGUGUGAAGACUGUGCGUGCCGCCGGACUACACCUAGACACCCUCACUGUGUAUAGCCUCGAUGUUGACCAUUCCCUGGAUGGCUCCGGUGCCUCGGUUCAUCUAGAGAAAAAUAUCAAUAGUGUUGUUAAACGCAUUGACCUCCGCAAAAUAACUGGCCGGAAGACCUUCAACGCCCUGCUGGUAAACACGCUCGACACCCCUUACCUGGACGAUGUGCCUGUAAAUGAUCUAGUGACUACAACGGGCUACCAGAAUAUAGCAGGUGCCACCUUCUCAACACUGGUGGCCUACAGCAUUGUGAUGACAGAUGGCAGCACUGUGGCCGGGAUAGACUUUUCCGAGGACGUGAUGCUUUUGUCUGACGAUAUUGUGCUCGGCCAUGCGACCUUCACGAAAGGUUUAACGGGGGACCGUGUGCAAGUAAUGACAAAUAUGGCGAGUGGGGUUGAUCUGGAUCGUCUGUACAGGAACACAUUACGGGUCAGCGGUGGGACAGUGUUGGGUUCACUUUACUUCCUCAGUAAAGUGACAGUCGGGAGCCUCAAAGCCACGGAGAUGAUGGGGGUAAACGUCGAGGACUUCAUGGCUACAACUGUGUUUAAAAAUCGUGGUGUAAAAAUGAAUGGGAAGUUGACAGUGCCUUCCCCUGUACACAUCAAUGGGGAUCUGACGGUGACUGGCGACAUCAACGGCGAGAGUUUCCCUGCACACUUUCCCGUCCGUACAGACACGACCCUCAACUUUGGACCAAAGAGAUUUUCGAAGGUGCAGUUCGGAUCUGUGAUGGUGGAUGCCGGAGGUACUGUUGAUGGUCUGGAUAUCUCCAGAAUGGUGACCCUAAACACGAAACAACACCUCACUGGCAGAAAGAUAUUUACUCACGGUAUUGACAUAAAGGGCAACUUGGAUAUCGCUACAUCCAUAAUUGACGGAGUGAACCUAGACUUGUUGACGAAGGGUUUAUCGCUCUCUGAAUUAACCGCUUGGAAAUUUAAUGUAGAGUUUAAAAAACCGGUACUGGCACCUUCCCUCCAAUGCCGCGGGAAGGUAAAUGGAAUCGACUUUGCACAUCUUGCUGCUGAUAUUAUCUAUAUGGAUGAAAGUUCUGUGGUGUUGAUGUCUGGAAGAAAAUACUUCGCCAGCGAACUCACCGUUUCUGAUGCUACCUUCAUAAAUACCUUUAAUGGAGAAAAAUUCGACGACUUGGUAACUACUACUGGGGUCUACAUCUUCUCUGGAGAAGUUGUGUUGAAAAAUGACGUUUAUUUUGAAUCUCUGACCGUGACUGGUAGUGUAGAUGGUGUUGACGUGGACCAUUUAGCCGCCUCUGCCUUUUACCUAGACAAGGAGGGGCAGGUGGUGAGAGGGAGACUGACUUUCAGCAAGACGGUUACUGCCGGUGGUCUAGACGUCAACGGUAAGAUCAAUAAUCUGGAUUUCUCUAACGUUGUAACAAAAAGUGGAAAUCAAAACUUCAGCUCUCCACAGAUUCUCGGGUCUGCCACGUUCAGUGCCGUAAAAACUUACGCAAUAAACAUGUUUGAAGGUUACACCGUUAACUCCAUUGAUAUUUCUCAGCUGGCCAAGAGAAGAGUAAAACUGAAUUCUCCAGAAGAUUUCAAUGGAGUGUUAAAUGUUGAGGGGACAGUCACUGUACUUGGCUUUCUCUCUGCCGUCUACAUCAACAAUUAUGAUAUCCAGCAGCUAAAGGACAACCUGGUCACAGAUGACGUGUCGUCUUCACUAUCUGGCAAUUUGAUCUUCUCGCAACUCCACGUUGAGCUUUCUGUCACCACCACAAACAUGGUCGGUGCCAACGGGAUAAACAUAAGUGAUAUAAGCGUCCAUGCUGUUAAACUGUCAUCUGAUAACUACCUGCGCGGCUACAUCACGUGGGGAGACUUGGUGAUGCUGCGUGAUGUGCUUGUGGGCGGGCUCGUGAAUGGUAUUGAUCUCGUCCAACUGAGUGCCGACGCUGUCUACAAAGACAUGUCAACACUACAGUUUAUAACAGGCAAGAAGACUUUCCAGAGCGGGUUUAGUGUGAGGGGUGACAUCAGCGCACAGACCACCAAUGGAAUCGACCUGGCCACCCAAUUGUUUACCCUCCACACAGACCAAGUCAUUUCCGCCGCCUAUAAUUUCUACAAUUUGUUUGCCGAGCAGUAUGUUCACCUUAUCGGUCGUUACUGCGACGUGGACCUAAAGAAGCUGAUGUCGAAUACAUUAAGGAGAAGAGACGACUUUUUAAUCGGUAAUGUAAAUUUCCACGACAUGGUCAAUAUAACGGAAUUACUGCUUGGCGACUCCCUGAAUUCUGUAAAUGUUGUUGAUCGUCUGAGGGACGCUGUGAGGCUCCAUGACUCCUCCAUCACAGUCACUGGGACCAAAACAUUCACAGCCACCACCACCACCACCACCACCACCACCACCUUUAAGAACAUUAAAGCCGCUUAUGUGAAUGGAGUUUAUUUCGAUGACUAUUUAAGUCACUUGGUGCUGAAGAAUUCUCCAAAACAUCUUGACUCUAUAACCGUACAAGGAACCGUUACAGCGCCGACGGUCACGGCAGCUGUACUGAUCCUGAAGGGUACAAUAGAUGGCGUGGACUACCGCGCGCUCUUGGCAGAUGCUGUGAGCCUAUUGGAUGAUCAGGCUAUCCAGUCUUCUCUGGUAUUUAUGGAGCUGGUGGCUGUUAUGGGACAAGUGGGAGCAGUGACACUCAAUGGCCUGGUGCUGGAGACUGACUACUUCACUACCACCACGGACCAAACCAUACCGAUUACAGUCACCUUCGGGGACUUGGCAACUGCAGACGUGAUCGUGGACGGUAUGGUCAACACUUGGUAUCUACCUGUUGAAGUGAGGGUGACCAUGAGGGCUGUGGGUGGUCAAACAGUGACUGGCUUUGUGACGCUGGCGGGAGAUAUAGAGGUGAUGAAGUGGGUGGAGGUAACUGGCAUGACAGGCGACAGUGUGAGGGUGAAGCUCGUAGAACAGACAAUCCUCCUCAACACCACCGCCGAGAUAGAAGGUCUGGUGAUCUUCAGUGGCCCAUUAGUUGUGGGCAGCUUGAGUACCACCACAGGUAUCGUCAAUGGUGUCAACCUGCUUGAUCUCUACUACAACGCCUGGUUUGUUGACGAAGCUUCCCAGCUGAGCCGUAAACUGGUGUUCCAGGCAAGGAUCAUCCUAAAGCAAGGUCUAGUUGUGGUAGGAGAGGUGGACUAUCUCGCGGUGGAGGAACUGUACAGGCAGACUUCGGCGGUUCUCGCUCAAUACAGCAAUAAAACUGAACAAGUGAAGAAAGAUUAUGAGAUUAUGUGUGGCCCGAUCAUAAUCUUGCAUGAACGACUUCAGUCUUCUAUAUACGAAGGAGACUACUUUAUUGCCGUCGGUGAAAUAAAACUACCCUAUGAUAGACAUUCUUCCACAUCCUUCCAGGCAUUCAACAAGACCUAUGUGGUGAUGACGUGGGAGGGAGGACUUUGUGACUCCAUGAUGUAUGUGUUUGACCCCGUCACUCCGCAGCUGAUGCAGGUGUUGAUCAUUCUUAAUUCUGGAUACUCUCAUCAAUGGCUUUACCUGGAGGGUAGAGAUGAGGUGAUGUUAGCAAUGGCUGGGUCUCCUCGCGGUAAUACCUGUACGAGAAACAACAGUGUCAUUUGGCGGGUCAGAGAGGACUCCAGUGUAGAGGUGCACCAGGAGCUACCUGCUGCAGAACGUGUGUCGACAGUAUUGCUGGGUGAGGGAACACAACUGCUGUUCCUACACACCAUCAACCACACCCUUGUCUACAGGUUCCAUGUACAGACAGGAUUCUUUAUCCAGAUUGAAAAUGUUCCUGGAAUAGUAGGUCUCGCUGCAACCGUGUCAAUAACGGGUGUACGAGGAGUCCUGUUCUGGGCCCACGGACGCUCUGGUAAGGUGGCGGUGAACGGUGUGUUUGGAGACAACCUAGAGUUCCCUGCACACAUUGUGGAUGGGGUGAUGUUCCAGCAGGCAGGGAAGGUCUUCCUCGUCCUAUCUGUGGUCAGAGACCUGUGCAUGGGACCACAGUAUGACCUGGAGCUCUAUGCUGUGGAUCUGAAUACAAAGACGGUUAUCUGUGUGGACAGCCAUCGCUUAGCGGCCUCGGCGACGUUGUUGGCUUUCUUUGCUGGUAAUGAUGCUUGUGGAUCAACCAUUAUUAUAGCUGUGCAGCUUAAAGUAUUCCCUUUGGUGUACAAGCUGUUUGGAGAAAAGCUGGUUGUGUUCAGUGAAGAGUGUAUACCAAGAGUGCAGUGGGUGCUAUACCUGAGCACACCAGGCCAGAGGUUCCCACAGCUACCAGAUCAUUACGUACUGUUGGGCAGAGACGACCAAACCAUCCUCGUCACUAGGCUGGUGAUGCGGGGCGUAGCGCUUCCUCCUAAGCAACUAAACUGUGACAAAGAAGCCUUCUACGAUCCCUAUCUUACCCCCCAUACUUAUAUUGGACCAUAAGCCGAGCACCACGAGGAUGCUCUGUAUGUUACUUCUUUAAAGUCGGAACCUUGAUUUUUAUGUAAUUUUAUGUUAAACCUACAAAUAUAUUUGGUCUAAUGAA